Messenger RNA from Sebastes umbrosus (honeycomb rockfish), 5851 nucleotides. It is a transcript of the gene ube2ql1, whose product is annotated as ubiquitin-conjugating enzyme E2Q family-like 1. Lineage: Eukaryota; Metazoa; Chordata; Actinopteri; Perciformes; Sebastidae. The transcript has 3 exons. Bases 469 to 1350 code for a protein of 293 amino acids. The record is from RefSeq and is a predicted model, not a curated record.
UCACUGAGGAGGAUUACCGGAGGCUGCUUCGUCCUCGGCUGCAUUAAAGCUGGAGCUGCCGCAGCUGCACACACACACACACACACACACACAAGUCAGAAAAGGCUCUGCUCCUCUUCCUCACCGCAGCUCCCUCCGACGGCAGGUCGACUGGAUGGUGGAGCCAUCUCUUCUUUUUACGCACGGUGUCCGGUCGACAUAACGGGAUAUAAAGCGGACAUAUACUUUGACUUUCACCGGUCUAUACGUCGAGAUGAUGCACUGAAGGAGACAAACUGGACACAGGUCGUGUUCAUCCUGAGGCUGCAGUGAAACAGGAGGAGAGGGAUUGCAGGUUCCAACAAGGUUUAACACUCAGCCACCAUAAAAAGGUCUUCUAGUUGGUGACCGACUUUUUUAAAGGGUGAUUCUUGCCCCUGUGCGGGGGGAUCAUCGGCAGGAGGAAAACAUAGAUCUAUAAAACAAAUUAUGGCCACCCUACUGCGGAAGAUCGGUCUGAUCCGCCUGCACGACCGAGACACCGAGGAUCCGAAGCACCAUCAGGGCUCGCUAAAGGGGACUAAAGGAGGCAACCAGAAGAACAACGCCAACAAACACUGUCAGACCGCCAACGAGACCAACAACAUCCUGAGCACGCCGGAGAUUAAGGCGAGGAAGCUGGACCAGCAGGGCAAGGACAAGCCGUCCGGCAAGGAUAAGGAUAAGGAUAAGCAGCAGGGCAAGGACGCGAAGGAGAAGCAGCAGACUGGAGGAGGAGGAGGUGGUGGAGGAGGUGGAGGAGGAGGUGGUAGUAAAGCGACCUCCUCGAUACCUCCGCUGGCGCCUCACCGGCAACACUGCACCCAGGUCCGGACGCGCAGGCUCAUGAAGGAGCUGCAGGAGAUCCGGAGGCUAGGGGACAACUUCAUCACGGUGGAGCUGGUGGAGGACAACCUGUACGACUGGAACGUCAAGCUGCACCAGGUGGACAAGGACUCGGCGCUGUGGCAGGACAUGAAGGAGACGAGCACCGAGUUCAUACUGCUCAACGUCACCUUUCCCGACAAUUUCCCCUUCUCGCCGCCGUUCAUGCGCGUCCUGACGCCCCGCCUGGAGAACGGCUACGUGCUGGACGGCGGCGCCAUAUGCAUGGAGCUGUUGACACCCAGAGGAUGGAGCAGCGCCUACACGGUGGAGGCGGUCAUGAGGCAGUUUGCGGCCAGCCUCGUUAAAGGACAGGGGCGUAUAUGUAGGAAAGCAGGGAAGUCCAAGAAAGCUUUCAGCCGCAAGGAAGCCGAGGCCACCUUCAAGUCCCUGGUGAAGACCCACGAGAAGUACGGCUGGGUGUCCCCGCCUGUCUCCGACGGCUGAACGCUCGGCCGCCGACCAUCCGCCCCCCCCCCCGCGCUAGCCGGACGAAACCCAGCUAGUCCCCCGACACGCAAAACGACACACCACGCUAACUCAACAAUCUCCCAUCUUCACCUUUUGCUGUUUUCACUCAAAGAUUUUUUCUUUUGUGUGUUAUUAUUCUUUUGAAUUAUUUUAUUUUUUUUGGCCCUCAUCUCCACCGAAACUCUCGGAGAGCAGACACGCCGCCGCCAUCAUUGUCACUCCUCCACCAAGACGCGACUUCCCCUCCCUCUCGCUCCAGGGAGAUACUUUCCCCCAUUUUGGAAAGACCCGAGAGGGAGGUGUGUGUGUGUGUGUGUAUGUGUGUGUAUGUUUGUCACUCCAUCGGACAUCAGCUGGGAGUGUGUGUGCGUGCAUUGGAGUGUGCGUUACUGUCGGUGGAUUUCUUUUUUUUGUCUUAACGCACACCCAUGCACGUCUAGGAUAAACCGGACAGUGUGGACUUUUCCACCCAUGUGAAAGACUACUGAAUGAAGGAGAUUCAUCACCCCCUCCUCUCCUCUCCUCUCCUCUCCUCACCAUCCCAUCCUUCCUCUCCUCUCUCCCUUCUUCUCUACAGCACUGAACUGGCAUCACUUCCCGCCGUCUCUCUCUCUGUAGCUGUCAGGUCAUUUACAUAUAAAUGAAGCUGUUAAUGUUUAAUAGACGGGCAGCGCACUGGCGUUUAUACUCACUCAUUCACUCCUUCAUUUCCCCCUUUCUUUUGACUGUGCCGUUGCUCACAGUUCAAUGCAACAAGAUUGUAAUUUACAUGGAGCUGUGCUCUCUCUCUCUCUCUCUCUAUCUAUCUCUUUCUUUAGCUCGCUCGUUCACUUUGUUUCUCUUUCUUUCUCUUCCGUCUCUUGUGGCUAAAUUUAGAGCUCACUGUUGCGUAGAUGGAUUUCUAAUGGAGAAAUUAAAAAGUCACAUGUUGCUUUUAUGCAGAGACUCUGUAGGAUAUAUGAUAAAUAGAAUGACAGUCAAUCACCUCUCGUUCUUUCUCUCUCUACUCUCAUGUUAUCGUGUGUGUGUGUGUGUGUGUGUGUGUGUGUGUGUGUAGGAGAGGAAGAAGACUGUAAUUCCCAUGAUUUAGAUACCAGAUGGUACAGCUGAAGGCCAGGCCUCAGUAUGUGUGUGUGUGUGUGUGUGUGUGUGUGUGUGUGAGCAAGGGAGACAACCCUUUAAACAGAGAAGAAUAUGAUUUACUGUGAAUGACACUAUAAGGCCUAAAGGGAGUGCUGUUUGUUUUUUUCGCUGAAUUACUCGUCGCCGUCUUGUUCCACUUUCUAUGUCAGCUCCUGAUUAUUAGUACUGUAAACACGUGUGUGUGGUUGUGACUGAAUAUCUGUCUCUCUCCGAUCCAUGUAAAGGUCAGUAGAAUAUAUACGUUUCGGACGCUCACACACACGUACUGUAAAGCUCGCCCACACACAACACACAAACUCGUACGCGUACACCUGCUGCUUCGAACACCCAGAAAUGGAGACAGACAGACUAAGGGCUCAGGCGGCGCUGCCUGCCGCGGAUGGAGUGGUGCUCUAAAAUGAGCGUAUACGCUUCAGAGCCCGCCUGAUUGAUGUCUGCUGAAAGAGAGAAAAGCAAUAGGGAGAAGAGGAGGAGAGGAAGGACAGAGGGGAGAGGAGGGAGCUUUGAUCACUAUACCGGCUGCUUCUGGAAAUGUCAGGUGGCUUGCAAAAUGUCCGAGGACAGAUAUUAUUUGCUCUCCCCCGCUGUGAUUACUUAAGAGACACACAGUUCCUGCGUUCCAACCUUUAAGAAGGACUUUAUGAAUAUCUAAUAUUAACUCUACGGCUGCAGCAGCGUCACUCUCAAUCAAUCGGACGCCUACUAGCUACAGACUAUCUGUCUGUCCAAUCCAGUGGGCUGUUUGUUUUGCUAUCUGCCAGUUAAAUGUCAGAGGGAAAGCUGCUAAUUGGUCUGACAUUUCAGCAGAGCGUCAUUAGAGGGGAGCAGAAGGAUGGAGGAUGUCAAACCUCCCGCUCGGCGCUGACAUUUCGCCACUUUCUGCCCGUGCCCUGUAUUUUUGCGGGGAGGGCGAGGAGGGUAGAGGAGGGCAGAUGGGGUAGGUGUGGAGAGACAGGGGGUGUGGGAGCAUCUCGAGCUCUCAGCAGGGCCCCAACCGUAAUCCCAGCCCGUUCUCAUUCCCAGGAAGUCAAAUACUGAGGCUUUGUCACAGAUGGCGGAGUUCGAUACGCUAUGAAACGCACCGGGCGUUCCAUUAACUCCAAUGUAAACCCAUACGUCGCAAGCAGUAAACUCUCUGAGAAAGUGCGCCGGGAGUGUUGUGUGAUGUAGUUUAAAGAGCGAAAAGAGGCACACAGGGCGGGUGGGAGGGGACAUGGACGGGUCCAACAAAUGCAAGACUUUCAUCCAGGAGAACCUGUUCAUGUCCCGUGCGUCACGUUACAAUCAGCUGUUCGUUCGUGUCCCGAGUUCACAGCGUUCAGUGUCAUUUUCACCAUAAAAACGUAAUAGUUUUAAGCCAAACCAUGUAGUUCUUUGCUAAUGUGACACCAAGGCUAACUAUAGGGGUUUUGAUGUAGAAAAUAAAGUGACGCCAAGGGGCGUGACCAGGGGGUGAAAGUAGAUAGAAGUUCCUGUCGGUACUACUAGGCCCAACUAUCAUCGCUUGAUAUUGCUCUCCUCACACUCCUCCCAGCUUCAUGCAUCCCUGAAUUCAAUACCUGUAUGGUGUAGAAAGAAAUUAGAAACACUUGACAUCAUGUGUAGCAAAUUAUUUAUUGAAAUGGUGAAAGUGCUGCAUAAUAAUUUGUAAAAUGUUGACAAAACUUUUCAAGUUGUUAUUCCGACCUAAGGGGGCAUUCAUGGGGAUUUUUAUGAGGAGCGCGGUCAGACCCCGCGGAUCCAAGCGAGUAUGCAGGUGAAGUGUCGUUCCCCGUCUGAAAAGACCUUUAUGCGUGUAAAAAUUAACCGAAAACAUAACCUCCUUGACGAAGUAACUAACUGUAUGUUGACCUGAUGUUAGCAGAUGUGUUUCCAUAAUGGAAAUGCGAUCGUGAGAGGCGACGGGUUGUACGUGGGUUUUGGCAGGUAGCUGCUGUCCCUUUUUUCCCGGUACUGCGUAUCGGCACUGAAUCUCUUAGUGGUACGGAGUACCGGACUGUACCGGCCUACUUUCACCCCUGGGCGUGACAAAGCAGCGUUAUGUGACAAGUUGGAAUGAGAACGUGUUAGUAAUCCUAAUGUAGGAUGUUUAAACCGCUGUGCUGAAGCUGCGCUGCCAGCAUGUCGCAUUUGACCGGGGCUGCGCCGCGUUUUCAAAGCCCGCCCUCGUGUCGCGUUUGUGGUCGAUAACAAAAUGUCCGUCUGUGUGUGAGUGCAUGUGUGAGCAAAUAUGUGUGUUACGCUCCCAUCGUGUGAAAAAAAACAGGAGAGUAAAAAAAAAAAACAACACACCAUCUGGUAUGUGAUCAUGUACGAAAGCGUGUUUGAAUUUGGCUAGUCAUUUCAGGGUCGAUCGUAUAGUGAUCUCUCGGCUCGUCAGCGGAGAAAACUGUAAACUGAAUUAUUAUUAUUAAGACAAAAUAUCUCAAAAAGCUGAGUGUUUGCUGGUUUCAAGAGAAUAAUUUUGUGAUAUAGUUUAGAUUGGUAGUUUGCAGACACUAACUGGGUGAACUGAUUAUGUUGUAUUAUAUCUGCAUGUGAUAUGUGAUUGGUAGCUAGCUACUGUAUAUCUUUUUUCAAGAAAAGCAAGAAAAAAUACGGGGGGUGAAAAACAAAAAUGCAAAUGCUUCUCUUUUCUUGUUUUCUUUUUUUGGGAGGUUCUGUAUUGUAUGUAUAUUUCUUUUUUCGUUCGAAACGUCCUAAAAAAAAAAAAUGUCACAUUGUGUUAUAUGAAUGUUUGUGUUUUAAUUUAUUUGUGGUUUGCCAAAAUGAAGAUUUGAAGCAUGUUGCAGGUAUUGUCACAAGAAAAUGAGAAGAAAAAAAAAACCUUACUAAGAAUGAUAGCCUAUGUAUUUUGUGUGAUGGGGGAAGGUGUGUUUAUUUGGGGGGAUUUCAGGGAGUAAAGAAGGACAAAAGGUUGCAAAGCCUCAAGAUUAUAAAAGGGAGUAUUUUCUUCAUUUGGGAGUUCAAUUAAGAAAAUGUCUACGCUCCCUUGAAUACUUCCUAGUCCCCUCCGUGAUGUCACUACUGUCCCUUCCCCAUUGGUCCUGCUCUAGACAGUGAUUUGGCUUAUGGGUAAUGCAGUCAACACAAAGAAUCUGGACUGAAGUUUUCCCCAGUCACAGAUCAAGGAUCAGUAUGACCUCCCUGUGCUUCAAAUCUCACUCAUAAAAGGGAAUGUGCACAUCUGACCUGUGAUCAGUCACUCUGGGCGACUUUAUCCCACUCCUGACUUGAGUGUUUGGUCGAGACCGAGGUCUUAAAAGUUCAAAAAGGUGAAAGGUCGUUGCAAGACCAAACAGGAAUGUGCAAUAAAAGUUACAGCUUAUUCGAA